This is a messenger RNA of Lentinula edodes (shiitake mushroom), 1324 nucleotides long. RefSeq lists its product as uncharacterized. Bases 289 to 1041 code for a protein of 250 amino acids. The transcript is spliced from 4 exons. The record is from RefSeq and is a predicted model, not a curated record. Lineage: Eukaryota; Fungi; Basidiomycota; Agaricomycetes; Agaricales; Omphalotaceae.
ACUCUGUCUGAAAAUGACGGUCGAUGGAACUUGCAGAAGAACAUUUAUAGGUGAAGUAUGCACGGUCCCGCAAAAAUGUAUUUCUUACGAGGGACACACUUCGCAUGUGCGGAAGAGUGUAACCACUCUUCAAGUUUCCCAGAAACUUGAACAACGGUCCAGAUCUUUAUGACGCAGCAUGUCUCAGCUUGAUCUUCUGCUCACUCCUGAAUAUUCCUGAAUCACUCCUUUCUUCUGGACAGCAAUGUAUAUAACAGGAACGUGCUCCCAAGUAUUUUAUCCGCUAAAAUGUACUUCAGCGACUACUCCUCGUCUCCUUCAAUUUAUUCUGCGGGUCCCGAUUCAGAAUCGAUAUCAAUAUCUUCUACGCGAUAUUCCCCCGCCCCAUCAUUCUGUGCGCCAGAGGAUGGAUUGGCUCAGCUCGAGGAUUAUGCACCUUCAAAGGAGAUCAUUAAAUACGUCGUAGAAUGCAUAGUGGAUGCUGUUGAGUGUCCCACAAAUGCAUCGAAGACGUUCAAAAACAAAAGACGAAUUUCUCGUUUCGCCCACUUCACGGUGUUCGUGACGAACGUCGUCGCUAGCCUUCCUCUGACAACACCUGAACUUCUCUUAACUGUUGCCUAUGUGGAUAGAGCACAAUACCGGAAUAAUACAGAGCCGUUCACGUCUUGCGACACUACCGAACGUACAUUACACCGGAUAUUUCUCGGCGCUUUGGCGCUUGCACUAAGAUACCUCGACAAACGCAUCUCCAUCAAAGAUAUUGACUGGCAAUCUUGCACUCGGCAAUUUUCCCGUGCAGAUGUUGGCCGUUUCGAGCUGGAUUUCAUUCAAAUUAUCAAGUGCAAUGACAAAUUCACCGACAAAGAACUGUCUGCUUACAGCGCCGUUAUGCUCGCCGUCCUUGAAUCUGCGCCGAAUCAUUCUUUGAAAUUGCGGGAUUCUAGUAAAAAUACUGCAAAAUCGCCUUUGCGUAGGUGCCUACGAUUCUUCCGCAAUCAUUCGCGGUUGAUACGCAAACCAAUUCCUGGACAUGUCUGAAACUCAUACCCCUUCGGUUCAGCAAUAUGUUGUUCUUUUAAUUGCGCCGGUGCACAAACAGAUGCAUCUGAAACCACCCAUUCUCCAGAAAUGAUAACUGAAAUCUAGUCGAUGUCAUGUAUCUUCACAUAUAUAUGUCUUUUGCCCUUAGGCGCGUGUCAAAUUGUUGUAUGCUGAGCUUGGAAAGUCUUAAUCCUGCUCAAUUCUUCAUGUCGGCGUAAUCACUCGGUAAAAUAAUAAAUAAUCAAAACAACUCGAUUUAUAAACAUAUGUACUAUUCAAC